AUGCUGUGUCAUCGCCAGGCUAGCGCACUUUGCGCCGCGGACCCGCAAAUCCGCCACCUUUCCCGCGACUCCGCGCGCAGAGCUCCUCACCGCGUGCGCAUCACCGCAACGGCGCAGAUUCCCGCGUCGAGGAACGACCGCGCGCUAAACAGCACUGCCAAUUCCGCCACUCCCUCCCCCGCGCAUAGUCCCGACGGCAGCGCCACGCUUGAAAGCGCUUCCGCUGCUACUAGUGCUUCCGGCGAUUCAUCCCCGCCGAAUGGCUCCGCGCGUCCCCUUACAAGCGGAUCCGCGACCAACGGCCGCGCCAGGGGCACGGGUGGGGGAAACGGGGAGGGAGAAGCGGAGAGCGAGCGGGCGGCGAUGCGCGCAGCGAUACGGGAGCGGACCAAGGCGGUGCGCGCGAGAUACGCGCGCGUGAAGGACGUGCGGAAGGAGCACAUUCCCCCUGACGUGUUCGACUACCUGCGCGCCGUGCAAGAGGUCAUUCAGGGGGAUCAAGGCGGCGAAUCCCGCGCGAGCAGCACUACAGCUGCUGCGCCUUUCCCUCUGCCCUUUCCCCCGCUCCCGCUGCCCUUCCCCCAGCUCCCCCUGCCCGCCCCCCUGCCGCCGCUCCCCCUGCCCGUCCCCCCGUUCCUGGAGUCGCUAUUCCCCGGGUCCGCGGGGGCCGCCGUUGAGAGCAGCGCAGGCGCGGGGAGCGAAGAGCGCGCGGCGGAGAAGGCGGAGAGCGGGCCUCCGCGGUUCCUGUGCCCCGCGGAUGCCGUUCCGCCCAGCGACGCGGGGCUGCUUCCGCGGCUCUUCUUUCUGCCAGGCAUCGAGGGAACGGGGUUUGGCCUGCAGCUGCACCACAAGACACUCGCCAGGUAUGCCCUCGUCUGGACAGCCAAAGGUGAUCAACAGCUAGGCAAGGUGCACUCAAGGUUGUUCGAGGUGACCUGUCUGUUCGUGCCUCUAUCUGACCGCACGGACUUCACUCGCCUCGUCGACCUGGUGGAGGAGGAGGUGGUGACGUGUCUGCACGUGCCACUCUCUGACCGCACGAGCUUCACUCGCCUCGUCGACCUGGUGGAGGAGGAGGUGGUGAGGGAGCACAAGCUGAACCCCUCCCGCGCGCUCUUCAUCCUGGGGGAGUCAUUUGGCGCCCUGCUCGCCCUCGCUGUGUCUGCCCGGAAUCCCAAGCUGCCCAUCACCCUCGUGCUCGUCAACCCUGCAACGAGCUUUCCGCGCUCACCACUGCACCCACUGAUCCCAGUGCUGCGCUCCAUCCCACCGGACGUCUACCGCGUCUUCCCCUACCUUCUCAGCUUCACCAUGGCCAUGUGCCUCUCCACGCCUCGCCUCGCUACAAUAUUCGCUCAAGCUCCCUCCCAACCACCCCCUUCCCUCCCCCCAGGCACCCCCAUGCGCAUGGCGUCAAGGCGAGUGCCCCUGGACGCCUCGCCUCUCGACUGCCUGCUGCAGCUCAGGCAGAACCUGCUCGACCUGCUGCCCAUCCUGCCUGCGAGACAUGCGGCCCAUUCUUUCUCUCCUCUCCCCCCUUCCCUCCUCCCAGGCAACCCCAUACGCAUGGCAUCAGGGCGAGUGCCCCUAGAUGCCUCUCCGCUCGACCGCCUAGUGCAACUCCGGCAGAACCUGCUCGACCUGCUGCCCAUCCUGCCCCUCGUGGCGGACAUACUUCCCCAGGAGACGCUGGAGUGGAAGCUGGAUCUGCUGGAGGAAGGGAGUGCUGCUGUGGAGCCCGUACUGAAAGACAUCAAGCACACCACGCUCAUCGUCGCCGGGGGUGAGGAUCAGAUGCUACCGAGUGAGGAAGAGGCAAAGCGGUUGCACAAGGAGAUGGCGGCUUGCACAACGGUGGUGAAGCAGUGCCCCAACUCGGGGCACACUCUGCUGCUGGUGAGCGCAUGGUUGCUGUGGUAUGAAGGCUGGCACCGAGAGGGAGAUGGCGUCACUGAGGGAUGGGUACAUCAGGGCAUGAUGAAGGGUGCGCUAGGAGAUGGCAGCUUGCACCACGGUGGUCAAGCAGUGCCCCAACUCGGGGCACACACUGCUGCUGGUGAGCGCCAUGGGGUGGUGCUGACGGAGCAGACGUGUGCUACUCUCCUGCCCUAUUACUCUCUUCUCAAGUUCCCCAACCUCUCCUCCUCCCUCCCCACCCCCACUCUCCCCUUACAGGAGGCGGACAUAGAUCUGGCGAGCAUCAUCAAGGGCGCGGGCGUGUACAGGCGCAGCAGCAGCAGGCGGGAGGACCCGCAAGUGGACGGCUUCGUGCUGCCCACUGUGGAGGAGUUUGCACGCAGCAAGGGCGGCAUGGACGGCACGAUUCGUCUCAUGUGCUCGCCCGUGUUCCUGUCCACAGUGGUGGACGAUGCGCGAGACACCACCGACCUCAGCAGGGUCCUCAGGAACUCCUCUUCCCCCUCCCACUCCUCCCAUUCCUCCUCCUCUUCGUCGUCCGCGCGCAUCGUGCUGGGUUUAGAGGGCAUAGCAACAGACGAGCGCCCGCUGCUCUUCGUGGGAAACCACCAGACGUACGCGCCGGACCUCUCCCCCUUAAUCGCAGAGCUGCUCGCACAUGGAGUGCCACUAAGAGGACUUACCCACCCCGUCGCUCUCGGCAUGCACAACCCCAUGGCGGAGGAGUUCCGUCUAUGCAGUGCCGGGCUGGUGCUUCUUCCCCUCGGUCCCCUUCCCACACCCAUACACGUGCCCUCGCCCCCUCCUUCUCCCCUCGCUCCCUCCUCUCCCCUUUUUGCCUCUCUAGUUCCCCGGCUCCAUAGAGCCCAACCCCAUGGCAGAGGAGUUCCAUCUUUCCCCGGCUCCAUAGAGCACAACCCCAUGGCAGAGGAGUUCCGUCUCUUCGGCGCCGUGCCGGUGACGCCUAAAGUGCUGCACCGCCUGAUGGCCACCGACCAGGCGGCGCUGCUGUUUCCCGGAGGGAUGAGGGAGGCAUUGAGGAAGCGGGCGGCGCUGCUGUUCCCAGGAGGGAUGAGGGAGGCGCUGAGGAAACGGGUGCUGCACCGCCUGCUCGCCACCGACCAGGCGGCGCUGCUGUUCCCUAGAGGCAUGCGGGAGGCACUCAGGAAGCGGGUGAGUGGCACUCGGGAGGAGAUGAAUGCAUGUUGGUGCUGGGCUGGUGAGUUGACCCUGGGAGGUGGCUCAUUGCACCGCCUGAUGGCAACAGACCAGGCGGCGCUGCUGUUCCCAGGGGGCAUGCGGGAGGCGCUGAGGAAACGGGGCGAGGAGUACAAGCUCUUCUGGCCGCACCGCGCUGAGUUCGUCCGCAUGGCGGUCAAGUUUGGAGCAGUGAUCAUUCCCUUUGCAUCGGUGGGAGUUGACGAUGCAUACAAUUUUGUGUUAGAUGCGGACGAGCUACCCAACGUGCCGGUGUACGGGGAACAGAUCAAGCAGUUCAUGGACUAUGUGCCUAAAGUCAGAGAGGACGAGAUAGCGGGGCCAGCAGCAGAGCGCUUCCUGGCGCCAGUGGUGCUGCCCAGCAAGAUCAACCGCCUCUACAUCAAGUUCGGAGCCCCCAUCCGCACUGCCGUGCUGGCCAGCAAGAUCAACCGCCUCUACAUCAAAUUCGGCGCCCCCAUCCGCACUGCCGGUACGCCCCUCCUGUCACCACCAUUGUCUUGCUCUCUUGCUCCAACACACCUCAACGCUCCUUGUGGUGCGGGCGGUGCUGCCGAGUACGCGGUGCUGCCGAGCAUGCGGGAGGUGUUGACAGACCAGCAGGCAACAGCAGCGCUGUACGCGCAUGUGAAGGGCGAGGUGGCAAGGGGAAUAGAGCAGGGUCCUUGCACUCUCACACUGCCUUCCCUUACCCCUCUCCCCUCCCACCCUUCAGGCAUGCGGGAGGUGUUGACAGACCAGCAGGCAGCAGCAGCGCUGUACGCACAUGUGAAGCGGGAAGUGGAAGCAGGGAUAGAGUACCUGCUGAGGAAGAGAGAGGAGGACCCAUAUGCCGACCUUGGGGCGAGACUGUUGUAUGAAGCCACGUGGGGGGGCGAGAGGCAAGCACCCACUUUCAAGCCCUGA
Closterium sp. Naga37s-1 is the source of this 4041-nucleotide messenger RNA. The record is from the annotation of a GenBank genome assembly. Lineage: Eukaryota; Viridiplantae; Streptophyta; Zygnematophyceae; Desmidiales; Closteriaceae.